Molecule: messenger RNA, 351 nt
Organism: Caenorhabditis remanei
Lineage: Eukaryota; Metazoa; Nematoda; Chromadorea; Rhabditida; Rhabditidae
Exons: 3
Coding region: 1-351 (116 amino acids)
Biological process (GO): peptidyl-histidine dephosphorylation
Cellular component (GO): cytosol
Molecular function (GO): protein histidine phosphatase activity
Source: RefSeq, a predicted model, not a curated record
AUGCCUCUUGCCGACAUUGCCGAUGUGGAUAUUGACUCGAAAGGAGUCUUCAAGUACAUUCUCAUUCAGGUGACGGAUACCGAAACGAAAGAGAAGAAGUUCGUGGUCCGCGGUUACUAUCGAUGCACUUUUCAUGACGAUAUUCUCCAGGAGACCAAGUCUUCUGCUCCAUCCGGACUCAAGUUGAAAUGUGUUGGUGGUGGACGAAUCAAGCACGUUGAUUCAGGCAAAGAUCUUCUGGUUUAUGGAUACUCGCAAGGAUACGGACGUGCGGAUCAUCAGGUUGCAGUGGAUAUUCUGAAGCAGAAGUAUCCCGAUUAUCACAUCCAUUUCUCCAAUGAUGGAUAUUAA